AUGCGCCCGGGCUGGUGGAAGUCACAUUGCCACUCCCGUCUGGCGGAAUCUUCGGAACCCAAAUUCUGGCAGCCUGCAGGUACCAAGUCCCUGCGGGCCAGGCAGCUUGGCACACGGCAUCGCAGCCCUUGCAGUGGGCGCCAAAAGUGGCCAGCGCGGGUUUCGUGGGACUUCCACAGGUGGAACCUGGUGGCAACAUUACUGCAGACAUUGCUGUCAUCUCAGGGCUCACCUUGUCGGGCUAUGCCGGGGCGGCCCUGCAUCUGCAUCCCCCAGCUUACUUCCGUAUCAUCGCUCUCGAAGAUCCAGGUUCUAGUGCUGAUGAGCCUUGGGCGAGAGUCGUUGCAUCCAUGGCAGCAACAGAUCCUGGGGAGGCAGUUGUCGUGCAGCUCCAGUCAACGACUGCCCUCUAUGCAGGUGCGGAGUAUUUUGUUCGAGUGGUACUCGUGGCAAGUGCACCUAGUUCUGGGCAGCGUGAACCCUGGCAGUUCCAAGUUUCCGGUGAGGCAGCUCCUGCUGUGCCAUUUGAGUCUGCGACCAAUCGCUCUGUCGGCAGGAAUUCUCUCGACUGGUUCUUUGGGUGCCACCAUCUCGUUCACAUCCAUCCAGGCAAACGCUCGGACCCUGAUUACGGUCUAUUUUCUCCCUGAGCAGGUCCAAGGCAUUUUUCUGCGCUACUUGGUGCUCCAGGCACCUCGUGGAUUCGACUUCGCCACAGCGGUGAGCCCUGGCAGCUGCGAGAUGGUGGCGCUGCUAUCUACGCCAGCCCACAGCCAGUGCCAGGACUCACGAGCAGGCCAUUUCUCCUGGACCAGUGACAUUGCCACGAUCGUGCUACCACCAUUGUCACGAUUAUUGGCACAAGAGUACGGUUUUGCAGUCUUCGCCAUGCUUCCGUCUUUUCCAGGGGCUUGGGUUGAAGAAGUGAACGGUCGCGGAACCUUCGCCCUGGAGACUCAGACGGAGGAUGCCUCUCCCUGCGACACUCUUCCUGCAAUACCUGGGCCCGAUGUUUUCCCGUCCGCCUGCGCUGAAGCAUCCGUGCGCCUGUCGACGACAGAGCCAGAGCAGGAAGCACUUGCCACGCUGGCUUUCAGGCCAGGCGCGCAGCAUCCUUCGCCUGUCCCAGCCGUGCUGUAUCUUCAUGUCGAAGCUCCAUUUGGUUACAGCUGGGUCAUGCCGGUAUCGUCAUGGUCUGCUCAAGUGGCACGGGGUCCGAACUCCGUUGCUGUGGCCAUGCCAAACCUCAUUGCAAUCGGAACGUGUGUUGCUGACCAGAAGGACAUCUUGUGCAUCUCCACGACCGACACCCUGACCGCCAUGGACGAAAUAACCAUCACAGCUGGCAUCAUCGUCCCCUUGCAGAAUCCGGAUGUGCCUCAAGGAUCUGGCGAGCUUCCUAGUGCAUCCACCUGGCAUUUGAGGAUAGCUUCUGAGCUCACCCUGAGCCCUGGAAUGGCUCCAGCCUCCCGCUGGCUGGGCUGCCAUGUGAUGUUUGAGCCUCCGCGUCGAGUGCGGCGAAUCUUCGCCGCAGCGGCUGAAGCUUCGAACGCCGUCGUAGGGGCAGAGAACGACAUCACAUUCUCGGUGACCACAGUGACAGAGGUGCCGGUUGGAGGUGCCAUUGUUUUGGUGCCACCCAUCGAUGUGUUCGACUUUCCGAAUCCAUGCCAGGUGGAGGUGCCGAAUAGCGCCGCAUUGUCGAUCUUUGGUCUUCCUCUGCCGGAAUCUGCUGGUGCUUCCUGCACCUCCUCGGCACUCGGAGCCGCAGUCGUCCUGCAGCUGGGCGCCCUACCGGCAAACACCUACCUGUUCACUGUGCGCGCAGUCCGCAACUUACGGACAAUUGCCGCAGACGAUCUGCUGUUCCAGUGGCAAGCAUACACAGUGGCAGCAGGAACGCUUGCUGCAAGCAGCAUCGGCAGCCCGUCCGUCUCCUUUCUGGAUAGCCCAAGAGCUUUUGCCAGCGUCUCGGUUCUGGUAGCCAUGAACGAUGCCUUCAUUGACACAGAGUUGCUCGACCUCUCCGUGACCGGCUUCACGAAAGGGCGUGGUGCCUUGAACCAAGUUGUGAUUUGUUUCCAACAGUCUUUGGCUUCCCUUGCUGGACAGACACUGAGCGUCUACAUUCCAGACGGUUUCAGGCUUCCUUGGAGCGACUCCAACAACUGCCUCGCUCCAGAUGCUAACACCGGUGUGCCGCCAGUGAAUGUUGCUGACCCUUUUGGCCGCGGCGGCUCUCCAGAUCCGGCUACUUUUGCCUUGUUCCCAUCGUCCAUGCAAGUGGCCUGCGCGACAUCGCCGGACGGCAAUGCCGCCUUCCUCACCCUGUCUGAAGGCUUGGUGGAGAUCUCGCGUUUCUAUGCCUUCCGCUUGGUAGUGCAGAACGCAGACCGCAGCCCAGCCAACAAUGCAUGGAGGCUCCAAUUGGGGCAGCAAGCUUCUCUUCCAAUUCGCGGAUUCACGAUGCAGGCUUUUCAGCAGCUUGCUAUCUCGGCCUCGUUUGCCGGCGCAGCUCAGCGAAUCGGCCAAGCGCCGCCAAACCUGCUGCAGGUUCUAUUUCAACCGUCUGUGCCUGUGCCUUCCGGUGGUGCACUCCAGCUGACACCGCCCAGGGGCUUUGAGCUCAUGGCAUCCGUGCCUCGCACUUCUCGUGGCGUACUGGUAAAGGCAAGUGCCACGUGCGUCGGCGAGUCCAUCUUCCUAGGCGUUGACUACACUUUCAGCCAAUGCCAAGCGGCCUGCUCACAGCGGGACAGCUGUGAGUUCUUUCGAGUAGGGAUCGGCGACAGGUCUGGUGAAUGCAUCCAGGAAUCUACGGGUGACGGCUCGAUGCCUUGCCAGGAUUUCCUGCCCGACGAUUCAUUCAGUGUGUAUCGAGUGACUCCCACAGGCAACUGUUUUCGCUUCCUUCUGACGGAGGACGGAGCUCAACGGAGCGAUGUGGACUGCAGCCUCGAGCAGCGGUCUGCUCUGGAGCUUGGUCAGGGGUUUGCGGCUGACCCUGGCGUCAGCACCGUGGCGGUCUUCGGCCUCCGAGUCGGAGCUCCGGCCAUGGCAAUCGAGAAGCUUUACGUCGCCACGCUGGCUGUGCGGAAUCCCACGCAGACCCCAGAGCAGAGCGUGUGGACUUUGCAAAGCUUCUCCCAGACUUUGUUGAUCUCCGAGGCCCUCCUGGAGGAUGGAAGUGCAGAUGGCUUUGCUUUGCUCGCAGCUCUGGAUCGUUUGGAGCUGCAAGUCCUCCCAGAAGCAGAGAAGCACAAGGCGGGUGCUGAGGUCGAGCUGUCCUUCAUGUGGGCUCCUAGCGAGCCUGUCAUUCCUGCAAGUGAUGUCAUCGAGGUGCAGUUGCCAUCAUGGCUGCAGGUGUCUGCUGCCGUUUGUAGCUCGCUUCGGACGCCUCAAUCGGCAGACUACACGCUAACCGCGUGCUCGCUUCCUGGGCCAUCCACUCUGCAGUUCAGCAUAACUGGCCCGGCAGAGGCUUUGGCUCAGGGCUCUCGACUUGACUUCCACCUGGUGGCCACGAAUCCGGACGCUUCGGCCGUGGCUGCUGCUCCUCGGGGUUCGACGACAUUGGUGCAGCUGUCUCAUUUGCGACCGGUCACGUCUGCAGUUACCGGCGAGACUUUGCUAUCAGUCGUAUCCGCUUCGGGGUCGGAGGCUCAUGCUGUGCAGCUGGCCAUGCCGUUCCUACGCAUGCAACAAAUCUUGCCUCAGUUCGCGGUGGCAGGACACUUCCCCACGACACUGGAGGUCACAUUCCAAGUGGCAACUCCAGGCGCUGAUCAGGUUUGGAUCGAUACAUUGUCUGGGGGCAGCCCCAUGGAUUUUGCCAGCGUACAAUGUACCAUGGCUGUCGACGGAGGAGCAGAUGCAGGUACUUCCCCCGAGCUGUUUGGCCAGAUUUCUUGUUUCCCUGGAGGGCAGAUCGAAACUGAGAUAAGUGACAACCGUGUCACCCAGCAAGCCCAGCUCCGUGCAGAAUUCGUGUCUACCUUCCUGCCGGAUCAGCGCUACACACUGAAGCUGGAACUCGUGCGCAUGGGUUUCCUGGCUGGCCCGGUGGUCGCGGCCGUGGCCACCAGCACUGCCAGCAGCAGUGCGGAUGCAUCGGACUUCUCGCAGGCCUUCUUGUUGGACCGAAGCUCGCUGGAGGACCAAGGAGACGAGCAGCUUUACUUGGCCGGACAAUUGGUUCUCCAAGCGCCUGGCUCCGGGUCUUUCGUGUCCCUGUCAGCGACUGCAGAGUUUGGGACCAGCUUGUUCUUGGCCGCAGACAGGGUCCACUACCUGACGCUAGGCUUUGCCUUGCAGGCUGCCCUGCCGAAGGGUGGCCGGCUUGUGUUAUACCCGGCUGCUGGUCUUGGCGUGGCAGCCGACGUGGUACUCGGAUUGGCGGCGACAAAUGUGCGAAUGUCUACUGCAUUGAAGGAUAUCGGAGGUGCGGAUGAUGUCUUUCAGAACAGCCAGAGGCUUAGCCUGCCAUCUCCCAGCUACACAGCACGCCUGGACGUGUUGUUCCAGGCAUCCGGAGAAGUGAACGAGUCGUUGAUCGCGUUGCCAGCGGAGCAGCCUUUAUCGAUUCAGCUCAGAGUGCAGACCCGGUUUGUUGCUGCGGGCAGCGGAUGGCUGUUGCUGACCACCCUACGAGAGGACUGGUCGGUGGACAGGCAAAGCGUCACCAACACCAACCUUGAGGAAUGGCCUGGCGGUCCACUGCCCGUGGUGCCAUCUUUCGAUCCUCGCAGUACUCUCGUUUCAGCAUCCAGCACCAGGCGUUCUGCUCUGAUCCAGGCUACUUUCCGAGUCACGCCAGUCCUCGAUAUUCCUGCUGGCAGCUUCCUGCGUGUACGAGCUCCCAGUGGAUUUGUUUGGGCCGCGGACUGUGUCGAGGGCUCUGGCCCGGGAGGUCUCGUCGAGCCAGGACAGUGCUGGCGCGACUCAUCGGAGCCCUCAGUCACUCUCCUGGAGUUGCAUAGUGCCAUGCAGGCAAAAGCUUCGUACGAGAUUCUUAUGCAGGUGCUCACACCAGCAAUGCUGCAGCCGCCCAACCGCUGGGAACUGGCAGCGCUGUCUCUCAUCACACCAGGGCCAGCAGCAAUCACCACCACAUCCACUGUACCUCCUGGCUUAGUUGGAAGCCCGUCGGCUCUUAACCUCAGCGCCGAAGUCGUUCAUGACCCUCGUGAGCGGCAUGCUGACGUGGUGCCCCAGCAGGUUAUCCGCUUGACAGGCUUCCAACUGUCAGGCCUCGAGGCGCGGUUGCAACCGCUGCGGCAGCCGGAAGCGAAUGGCCAGCUGAUGCUCCUCUCCUUUCGUUUGGCCCUCCUGCUCGACGAGCUUCGCCUGGCAACUCUCCCAUUGCCCCUCGUCCUCUCCGCACCCCAGGGCGUGACUGUCAGCUGCGCAUUGAGCGAGCAGGGGCAAGGAGGUGACCCGCUCAAUUACGGAAGCAUCUCGGUGUCUUGGAGGCUCUUGGCUACUCAGCAGAGGUCGGCGCUGCUCAGCCGCUGCAGCCCACAAGAUGCCUCUGGCGAUUCUUCCCUUCUCUUGGAGCUCCAAGCGCCGCCAUCUUCAGGCAGCGAGGCUCCGGGCGAAUGGUUGGUCUUGCCGAUAUAUGUGUCGUCGGCGCAGGAGGAGACCUUUGCUUCAGAGCAGACUUGGAGGCUACGUGUGGGCGAUGGCCUCGCGGAGGUGCGAACAUUGCACACAUCACCGCGGAGGAUCGUUCAUCCUUCCUCACCACCUCGAGCGAGCUUGGCUGCUGCACUCGCAUGCACGGCCUUCUGUGCCGCCGUGGCAGGAGAGCACCAGGAGCUUCCUGCUGCUGCAGCGCUCGCUGUAGACAGAGGGUCUGGAAUCCGCGUGCAGCUGGCCCUUGCUUUGCCACAGGCUCCACCUACACGCUCGUCCCGCCUCGUGGCGAGUCGUCUCGCAUCUGCCUUUCGACAAGGAGUUCGCAGCUCUGACUUCACAGAUGCCGCAGAGGCAGCACUAGUUGACUUCGUGCGGAUCACCGCGCCGGCACCGUUGCGAUGGCUGGACAACUGUCGAGUAACGAACACCUCGAUGAUCUCCUCCGCACGAUGGCGAUGUCUUUGCUACGGAAGUGAGGCCUAUGUCUACACGCUUGGCUACACCUCGGAGCCAGCCCUGCCACUUCGGGAAGUCCUUCAGAUCCAAGGAGUGACCCUGUCAGAUUCUGCAGAAGCAGCAACGUCGGUGCGGUUGCCAUUCUCGUCAACGUGGGUCGCGUCCCUUUUCGAAGACGGCGCUUUGGUAUCUCAGCAACUCAUGGAAAACCAUGAAGGACAGGGAGUUCUGCAUUUGGUCAGCGCGUUACCUGAUGGUGAUGAGGCAAACGAGACGUUGCAAGGUGAAGGCAACACAACAGCCGCGCUGGAGAAUGGCACUGUCACUCUGCCGGAGGAUGCCGUCGACCUCGAGGAGUGUGCAGAGCAAAAAGUGUCAUAUUUCCCGUGCCCGGUCGGCAUGUUCGCACACGGUGUUCGUGUCGUGCGAUUGGGCGGAGCCGGCUCAUGGAUGGACAGUCUUCAGCUCCUCUGCAGCCAG
This is a messenger RNA of Symbiodinium sp. CCMP2456, 6573 nucleotides long. The record is from the annotation of a GenBank genome assembly. NCBI's taxonomy places the organism in Eukaryota, Dinophyceae, Suessiales, Symbiodiniaceae.